CCUGCAAUGUUAAUUGUGAUGAUUACCCUGGACACUGGAGGAAAUAGCUCCACUGCCGUUCCAAGCGAAUGUCACUAACGGCUACAUAUGAUACCCUUACACACCUAAAGCCAAGCAACCAUAUCGCUGUGUAGGACAAGAAGAAGGCGGUGUAGCUAUUCCAUUACACCCAUAAACAUAUCCAGAAUCAAUCCGAUACCCGCGCAAUUACGAUCUUCACUUCACAUAUCCAGGAUGUCGCCGUCGCAGUAAUGUAGCACCUUUAUCGGCAUUUACACAUUUCGCUUGCGGCAUAAUCCAAUUAUGCCAAUGUUUAUGUUCGAGAGUACGUGAGGAAGUCAUUGCACCAAAAACGUUCCCUUCACUUGAAGCUGUGAAACACGAUGGUCUUGAUCAGACUGUUAGCGGUGUUAGGACUGUGGAACCUGAUGGAAAGAGGAUGUAGUCAGUGUAUCAACUCCGAGCCGAACCAGUACUGUGACGCCGAGGCUGCUGUAGGCGAGUGUUGGCUCAGUGCACUUAUAAACUGUCAGUGCCAGAAGUCCUGCAACUCAAGGCCAGUUUGUCCAGGUGUAUCCAUGGAUCACGACUGUGCUUGUCUGGCAUUUGUUGCAGGGUGCAGCGACCCCCAUGUCAGCACCAGCUGUUAUACCACCUGUGAGCGCAGAGUUGGUGUAGUAUGUCAUUCCCUGCCUACGAUACCUCAUGCGUCCCCGUCCAACCCCAGUCCUUUGUACGGAGACAAGGUGACAUUUUCCUGCGAUGUGGGGUACACCAGGGAGCAGGGAAGUGACGGGUUAAGGAUUUGCAUCCUGGAUGGUAGCUGGGUCGUCAGUAAUAAGACGGGCAUACCGCCUGUGUGCCAGGCGGUCAGUUGUGGUUCUUCUCCUGCAAUAAGGAAUUAUGUUGCAUCAUCUGCCACGGGAGUCUAUCAAGAUACCGUCACGUACGACUGUGCACCGACGUCUGUGAUGGCGGGAGGCGGCGGCGCAAGGCAUGCUUGCAAUGCUUCUGGAGUGUGGGUUAAAGACAGCAGUGACAUCUACCCUCUUUGUGUUGAUGUUACCAACUACUAUCACAGCUCCAGUUCUGAGAUAGACACAGGUGCCGCUCCAACAUUAAGCGUGGUGUCUGCCCGGAGUGGCCUGGACUGUGCUAGGUUUUGUUCGAUCUCUCCCUUCUGUCAAGGAUACACAUACAACAAAACUAACACAGUCUGCAGCCUCAACGUGGGACCGUCUGUUCCUAUAGUCACAGGCAUGAAGAGAGUAUAUAUACAGAAAUAAAACAUCAAAACCAUCUGGAAAUAAGUAUAGUUCAAGAAUUCGAAAGGGAUUUAAGAUGGCAAAACACGAACUGCGUUUGUCUUAUCUCGAUAUGUCAUGGGCCUUUACAUGAUAUUUGUAUUCAGUACUGAUGAAUUUAAUCUAUAUGUUCUGCGUCAAAGCGGGGGUAUGAAUGAAUAAUAGUUUUUCUGGCUGCAAAAACAAUGUUCCAUCUAUUGGUGCAGAGGUCAAACUGGAGGGAAUUUGAUACGAGCUAUCUACCACAGUACAUUUUAUGUCAUGUGACUUCCGGCUACUUCAAGGCGUUCAUUUUGAAAUAUUUAAUAUUAGGAUGUAAUCUGAUAUGUAGAUUCAUAUGAGGGUCAGUUGGUUAUCUAACAUCUGGAGUCACGUGAUCUAUGAAGCAUAAUGUUAAUAAAGCAUGAUUUCCUUCAA
Molecule: messenger RNA, 1721 nt
Organism: Haliotis rubra (blacklip abalone)
Lineage: Eukaryota; Metazoa; Mollusca; Gastropoda; Lepetellida; Haliotidae
Product: sushi, von Willebrand factor type A, EGF and pentraxin domain-containing protein 1-like
Exons: 6
Coding region: 384-1286 (300 amino acids)
Source: RefSeq, a predicted model, not a curated record